This is a messenger RNA of Lactuca saligna, 612 nucleotides long. Lineage: Eukaryota; Viridiplantae; Streptophyta; Magnoliopsida; Asterales; Asteraceae. The record is from the annotation of a GenBank genome assembly.
AUGAAUGAAGAUGGAUCAAAGUAUGCACACGGUGUGCGAGGUUACCUGAACGAGGGAGGUUGGGAUGAUAUACAUCUUAUUGAGAUCAUGAGAAUUCUGGGACUUUUAGUUUGUUUGGAUCAAUUCGCAGACAGGUAUAUGAUCUUCUUAUUCUUAUUAUGUCUGAUUAACCCUACAGAUGUUGAGGCUUUAUCAAGGCUAAAGGCGUUAAGAGUACUCAAUUUGGGAUUCAAUGAUAUUGCAGAUGUUGUUUUGGUACAUAAAGGCCUUCAUCGUUUGAAAUGUUUGGAGUUGUUUGAUACAAAAGUUGGAAGCAAUGGUCAUUGCCAUCUCUCAGGGUUGAUGAAUCUCCAAAUUUUAAAUCUUUCAUUCACUGUUAUCAUGGAUGGAGGUUUAUCAAAUCUAUCUGGAUUAUCAACUGUUAGAUCACUUAACUUAGAUGUUUUCCACAUCACAGAUGCUGGACUUUCAACUCUUUCAUUUAACAUGAAUAUGAUUCAGAGGCUGCUUCAUGAACUGAUGAAGCAACUAGAUUCUGAAUUGAAGCAUGAGGAACAUAGGAUGCGCCUUGGACAGAAAUCCAUACUUCACAAUGAAGGUACUUUUUUCUAA